AUGCAUGCUGCGGCUCUUAUAUCCGUUACAUUCUCGGCGGCUCUCGUAGUCGCACAAGGCACGCAAGAUGCCCCUCAGACCAGUGGCAACCCUACCGGAGUCGUCUUCGAAGCCGCCCUUCCGGCCGAAGCCUUUUCUGGCAAGGACGCUCUCAACGGCAACAUCAAGGGCUCCAUCCGUGCCGAAGCACCCCCCGACGGCGUUGGUGUGAAAUUCACCGUCCACUUUGAAAAUUUGCCCAAAGAGGGUGGUCCCUUCGCAUACCAUCUCCAUGCUGCGCCCGUUUCUCAAGACGGCAACUGCACAAACACGAUGGGCCAUUUAGACCCCUUCGGCCGAGGCGAGCAGCCUCCCUGUGAUGGCUCAGCCCCACAAACUUGUCAAGUGGGCGACUUGGCCGGCAAGCAUGGCAAGGUCACCCAGGACCCGUUCGACGCCGAAUACGUCGACCCCUUUGCCUCCCUUAAGGAGGAUGACCAGGCCUUUUUCGGCAGCCGAUCCUUUGUCGUCCACUUUGGCAACACAACGCGCAUCACUUGCGCCAAUUUUGCCAAAAAGGACGCCCCAGUUUCGGAGGACUCUGACAACACUACGUCGGAUACGGAGAGCAUGGCUCGACUCCGGCGUCGUUCGUAG
Hirsutella rhossiliensis is the source of this 636-nucleotide messenger RNA. Its product is annotated as copper/zinc superoxide dismutase (SODC) domain-containing protein. The record is from RefSeq and is a predicted model, not a curated record. Bases 1 to 636 code for a protein of 211 amino acids. NCBI's taxonomy places the organism in Eukaryota, Fungi, Ascomycota, Sordariomycetes, Hypocreales, Ophiocordycipitaceae. The transcript is spliced from 2 exons. Gene Ontology annotation, molecular function: metal ion binding. Gene Ontology annotation, biological process: superoxide metabolic process.